Molecule: messenger RNA, 612 nt
Organism: Chenopodium quinoa (quinoa)
Lineage: Eukaryota; Viridiplantae; Streptophyta; Magnoliopsida; Caryophyllales; Amaranthaceae
Exons: 2
Coding region: 1-612 (203 amino acids)
Source: RefSeq, a predicted model, not a curated record
AUGGUGAACUGCAAAACUUUUUUACAUCUAAGCGACAAAGUUGGCCAAGUAUUCAAAGGAAAAAAAAUUGAUGAAAGGAAUACUCUUCCUAAGAAAUUAGACGAUCCAGGUAGCUAUUCAAUUCCAGUGAAGCUUGGAGAUAUUGAAAUUAACAAAGCAUUAUGUGAUCUUGGAGCAAGUGUGAGUCUUAUGCCACUCUCUAUCUGUAAGAAGCUGCAAAUGGGUGAACUUAAACCCACACGCAUAUCUCUACAACUUGCAGACAAGUCAGUUAAAUUUCCUUUGGGUGUACUUGAGGAUGUACCUCUUCGCGUAACUAAAUUCUUUAUUCCCUGUGAUUUUGUUGUGAUGGAAAUGGAGGAAGAUGCACAUGUUCCUAUUAUUCUUGGUAAGCCUUUCUUAGCUACUACAGGUGCAAUUAUUGAUAUGAAGAAUGGUAAGAUCACCUUUGAGGUUGGUGACGAGAAAAUAGAAUACUCACUCUUGAAUGCUAUGGGUACUCCCUCUAUGGGAGAGACUGUUUGUCAGGUAGAUGUGCUUGAUGAUUUGCAGAAUGAUCAACUUCCUUUGAGCAAAACAGAUGAUGCACUUGAAACAAUGCUAGUAGGGUAG